AUGCUUUGGAAUAAAACUGCUAUUCAGGCGGCAAAGUUUCCUUUAUGUCUGGAUUUGGCUUUGUUUGCAUUUUUGAGAUGCAUGUCAUUUCUUCUUGUAGAAGAGGUAAAUGAUCUUUUCGACGAGAUGCCGAGUGACAAGGCCAAAAAUGCAUCAAAACUGACAUGGGUUUCACCGAUUACUCUAGUAAAGAAAAAGACCAAAAGUCUCCAGCUGUGCAUCGAAUGCAGACAGCUGAACUCAUUAAUAAAGAAGGACGCCUUUCCACCGCCCCACCUAAACGACUCUUUAGACUCCCCACACAAUUUGAAGUCUCUCCAAGUUAGAUUAAAUCGGGCUAUUACCAAGCAGAGAUGGGAUCAUGCGGUGAGAAGCACUUCAAAACGCGGGGUGCUUGCUUUCUUCGCUCGUUGUGUGGCCCCGAGAUGUUUCUCGCCAACCUCACCGGCCAACCCUUCCCCUACUCAGAUGACACAUAUUAAGCCGAACUAUGGACUACUGCCCUUAUGUUGUUCUCAGCAGAACAACAUUGAUCAGUCUACCAAGGGACUGCCACGUGAAUGUUAUGGUCCCUUUACAGCAAUUGAGUUGGAUUCAUCCCUCACCGUACCCGUCCCGGAACAUGUGAAGACUUCUCAAAUGAUAAACCCAUCUGCAUCGAAUUGGAAAGGUCGGUGUUCCAUGGACCCCUGGGAGAGUAUUAAGCCUAUAUGGACACCUGACGGUGGUGAGCGUUUAGUCACGAAUGUUGCCAACCAGCGACAUACGGUGCUAUUUUCUCCACUUCAAUCGAAGUUCUGA
Molecule: messenger RNA, 801 nt
Organism: Echinococcus granulosus
Lineage: Eukaryota; Metazoa; Platyhelminthes; Cestoda; Cyclophyllidea; Taeniidae
Product: pol polyprotein
Exons: 4
Coding region: 1-801 (266 amino acids)
Source: RefSeq, a predicted model, not a curated record